UAUUCGGAGUGCAGCCCUCACCUUUAACAUGACGCAAAGUCUCUUCGCUGAAACGUUUUGGAAGCCGUUUGAAUAUGCUAAUGGAACAGUAAUACUUUUAGGUAUUUGUAGUUUCUUGUUUCUUCGAUGGAUUUCUACUCGUCCUAGGAACUAUCCCCCUGGCCCUUAUGGUCUCCCCAUCGUCGGAUAUCUUCCUUUCCUGAGCAAACAACCUUACUUGGAUCUAAAACAGCUCAGUAAGAAAUAUGGUAACGUAUUUAGUCUUCGUUUGGGCAGCCAAAAUGUCGUGAUCCUGUGUGAUUUCCUCGCUGUUAAGGAGGCUAUGAAUAAAGAUGCUUUUCUUGGACGACCGCCAGAUACACAGUUUCAACCAACACCAGAUUUUAUAUCCAUAGUGACAAUCAAUGGACGUUGGUGGAAAGAGCAAAGGCGGUUUUCCAUGCAUGUUUUACGUAAUCUUGGAUUUGGAAAAACUAAAAUGGAAGAACAUAUAAAAGUCAGUUCCAUAGUGACAAUCAAUGGACGUUGGUGGAAAGAGCAAAGGCGGUUUUCCAUGCAUGUUUUACGUAAUCUUGGAUUUGGAAAAACUAAAAUGGAAGAACACAUAAAAGAUAAUAGCACUUGUCUAAGGGGUUCAGAACAUAUUAAUGACUGCGAGGUUAAACAGAAAAGCUUUAAGAAUUUGCAGGAUACAGUAAUCAGGUUAACAUCAUUCGUUAAUAAUGAAAUCACACGCCACGAGGAAAGUUUAGAACAAAACUGUAAUCGGGACUACAUCGACCCUUUUUUGGUUGAAAUGAAGGAUCGUAAACAGAUGAAACUUAUCACUGUGUUUGCAGACAGUAUGUUAAAUGGAAAUGUUCAGGCUCUGUUUGGUGCUGGAACCGGAACUGUGCGGACAACAACUGAAUGGUGUCUUCUAACGAUGGCCGCCUACUCCGACGUUCAGAAGCUAGUGCAAAAGGAGAUUGACAGUGUUAUUGGUUCAGAACGAUCACCAUCUUGGGCUGAUUAUAAAAAUCUCCCUUACACUCAAUCAGUUCUUUUUGAAGUUCAAAGGUGGCAGACUAUAAUACCCUUAAAUCUACUAAGAUAUACAACAGCAGACACAAGUGUUCAAGGGUAUAACAUUCCUAAAGGAACAUUCGUCUUAGCAAAUAUUUGGGCCGUUCAUCACGACCACAGGUACUGGAAGAACCCUGACGUUUUCUUUCCAGAACAUUUUCUUAGCCAGGAUGGUACCACACUGGAAAAACCUGAAUAUUUCAUUCCAUUCUCUAUUGGUAAACGCUCUUGUCCCGGGGAAACAUUAGGCGUAAUAGAAGUGUUUUUGUACUUCACGUCGAUUCUUCAGCGUUUCACCGUGGCUCUACCAGAUGGUGAGAAACCAAAUUUCGAUGGGACUUUCGAGCUAACGUGGGACGCCAAGUUUCACUAUCUUCGAAUUUCUCCGCGUAAUUAAUUGAGAUGACAGUCAUUCCCUCAAAGAAACAGUUGCCAAUGUAGAAAUAAAAUGUUAAAAUGAUGUUUGUUAUGAAUUUUGCGCAAAGCUACAGGAGGGCUAUCUGCGUUAGCCGUCCCUAAUUUAGCAGUGUAAGUAUAGAGGGAAGACAGCUAGUCAUCACCACCCACCGUUAAUUCUUUUACCAACGAAUAGUAGGAUUGACCGUCACAUUAUAACGCCCCCAAGGUUGAAAGGGCGAGCAUGUUUGGUGGGACGGGGAUUCGAAAUGAACACAACUCAGAUGAAAUAUUUCUUCAGUGGACGAACUUUGUGAAAAGAUGAUUCAACUUUCUAUUGAGAUUAUAAAACGAUUUAGUAAAUAUAUAGAAACAGUGCUUUACAAAUAAUUUUCUGAAAUGGUUAUUCUUGAGUCACUAUAACAAUUAUCUAAUUUAUAGCAAAAUAUCUCUGAAAAAAAUUCCAUCGUCUUGUACAAGCUAUAGACAUUAAGUAUACUGUUGAAAGUGGCUUUCUGGUAUCCUUUUUAAUCGAUUCUUAAUAAAACAUAUCUGAGAAAUUGUAUCAGGUUAUUGACGAUUACUAAACGUCCUACAACUUCAUUUCACUGAAGUAUUGAAAUGUAAAAAUUUUAUUACUUUAUAAUCAUUAUAUGACUAUCUUAAAGCUCUUUAAAAUUAACAAUAAAAAACCUUACCAAAUAAUGAUAUUUAACCAUUUUACUUCUAGCUGUAAAUUAUGUAUUGUAUAAGCGUUCUUUUUCUUAGCGAAAAUGUACACAAUGGGCUAUCUGUAUUUUGUACAUAGUGUGGACAGUAUCCCAGGAUUUUAGCAUUGUAACUCCGCAAACUCAUUGCAAACACGUUGAAGGAUUUGGGGGUCGAGUACGCUGAUACUAAAUUGAUUUGGGAGCCUUACUACGUCUGAUCAUGCUCCGUCUGAUGAUUAUUUAUCUUGAUAAUAGCUCUAUACACAGUUUCCAUUGCAAAAGGCUCUGGCAUAAGGCUGUCAUAUUCAAAGCACAAUGUUCCUUUUUGCACACUUUCGAUAAUCCCUUUACUGUAAGAGGAUAACGGUCCACAAGGCUUAUUUCAACAGUCUAAUCGCACAGAAAUCCAUAAUUGCUGAAUCUACUGAUUUGAUGGAAUCGUAUAGACACCUCCGUUUUAUUUUCCAACUGCUUCAAGUAUGCAAUUGUUAACCUCAUAUGUCGUGCAAAUAAUCCGUGUACACGUGACUUGUGUCACUUUAUCAAACAGAGAUCUUUCCUGAUUGUGUUGCGUACUACUGUAUGUAACACGUGGAUGGCUUUUGUUACUUGCCUUUGUGUUUGUGGAUUAUCACCUUUUACAAGACACCUCACUCUGUUGAACAUGGCUGGGUUGAAACAUUUGGUUCAACUGCGACUAUAGGUCAGCUGUGGUCAUGUAACGUACUAACUUGCAUAUUCAAAGUUGUUUUAAUAGAACGUACACAAUCUCCUAAAUGUGUAUUAGGAAUCAAGAUGAACAAAUGAAACCAUUUCUUAUAUUUUAGCAUAGAAUAUUUGAACAGGAAUAAAAUUUUAUAAAUAAACAAACUGAAAUGUGUAUAUUUGUAAAGGCAGAUAGUAGUGGUUUGAAACAUUGAUCUCUACAGAACAUUUUUCUGUACAGUUUUCAACAAACAAUUUUAUCGUCGAAAAAUCCACGAAAUACCAUAAAAAGGCUUGUUUUUUAAUUACUGCAGAAGGUUUGAUGAGGCGUGAAAUAAAGGUUAGAGUACCUGAAU
Molecule: messenger RNA, 3232 nt
Organism: Limulus polyphemus (Atlantic horseshoe crab)
Lineage: Eukaryota; Metazoa; Arthropoda; Merostomata; Xiphosura; Limulidae
Product: cytochrome P450 2J6-like
Exons: 10
Coding region: 29-1462 (477 amino acids)
Molecular function (GO): iron ion binding; oxidoreductase activity, acting on paired donors, with incorporation or reduction of molecular oxygen; monooxygenase activity
Source: RefSeq, a predicted model, not a curated record